GAAAAAUCUGGAAUUGUGACCGGUAUUUGAGUCGUCUUCCUUUAUCAUCUCUGAGCGGGAAUAAACAUUGUGACCCAGAUAGUCGCAAAUUACGCCGAGUAACAGUCGGGAAUUGGCCGACAAGAUUUAAACACCAAGCGCCAUGGUCGGCGAUUCCUCGUCAGGUUCUUUGACCGCUUCAGAGCCACAGCAAUGGCAAGAUUCAUCCAAAAAAGAAACUCUAGAAACCGAAGUUUUCGAAAAGGCAAAUGAAAAUGAAGCGAAUGAUGUCGAUGUCGAAGAAGCAGAUAACAGCUCAACGCGAUCUGGCCUGUUCAGGAGGUUAUCAUCAGCGCGCAAGAGGAAGCUGGAAACAGAUUCUCCGCCGGUAGUAAUCCCUGUCACAGACCUUGAAAAGGGCAUUGUCGGAUGGGACAGUCAGCACGAUCCCGACAUGCCACUCAACUUUUCCCGUAGCCGCAAGUGGUUCAUCACAAUCCUGUUAUCAGCCAUUACGUUUAUGACGCCUUUUGCUUCGUCCAUCCUUGCACCUUCGCUGGCGGCUUUGGAGAAAGAUUACGGCGUGGACGAUGUUACCUUGGGAUCGAUGCCCGUCAGCAUAUUUCUGCUGGGAUAUGCAAUUGGACCUCUGUUUCUGUCGCCUUUAUCCGAGAUUUACGGUCGAAAUGUGAUACUUAUAGCCGCAUGCGCCUGGUUCUGCAUCUGGCUCGUGGGCUGUGCGCUUGCUCCAACACUCAAUACACUCAUAUUCUUCCGGUUCAUGUCAGGUGUUGGCGGCUCAGGGUGUCAAACCAUUGGCGGUGGUAUUAUCGGCGACAUGUUUCCUGUAACUGAACGUGGAAAGGCAAUGACUAUCUGGAUGCUGGGUCCCGUUGUAGGCCCUACCGUUGCGCCCGUCAUUGGUGGCUUUGUGUCUGAGACGAUCGGCUGGCGUUGGGUCAACUGGUUGUCUUUUAUACCUGCUGCUAUCGUGGUGGUAGCCAUGAUCUUCUUGAACCGUGAGACAAAUCAUCGAGUGUUGAUUGAACGCAAAACAAAGAGGCUUCAAAAAGAGCUCAGCCAGCCCGAGCUCCGAAGUUGCUACAUCGACCCGGAUGCCCCCGUCCUAAGCAAGAGACAGAUCUUGACGCUUGGACUGAUUCGGCCACUGAAGAUGCUUUUUCGCUCGCCAAACAUCUUUGGGUUAUCGCUGUAUAUUGCCUUUGCGUAUGGAUGCCUCUAUCUCCUUUACAACACCAUUCCAACCACGUUCGAGGGCAGCUAUGGCUGGACUCUGGGUAUCACAGGCUUGGUGUAUCUUACGCUGCUUGUCGGGUAUGGCAUCGGCCUGCUGUCGUUUGCUCUUCUCUCUGAUAGCACAGUUAUUCGAAUGACCGCCGCUAAUGACGGCGUUUACGAGCCCGAAAUGCGCCUCCCGGAUUGCAUUUGGUUUGCCCUCAUUCUGCCCACCACCUUUUUCUGGUACGGCUGGAGCGCUGACAAGGCCGUUCACUGGAUUGUGCCCAUCAUCGGCAUUGCGCCAUUUGGAAUUGGCAUUGUAGGAGUUUUGUUGCCCAUCCAGACAUAUAUCGUCGAUGCGUACCCGCAAUAUGCAGCGAGUGGCCUUGCUGGAUUUGCCGUCUUGAGAAAUACUAUAGCUGCUUUCUUGCCCUUGGCAGGGCCUCAGCUGUAUAAGAGCUUGGGGGUGGGUUGGGGAAACUCUUUGCUUGGGUUUAUUGCGAUAUUGUUGAUUCCCAUUCCGGUGCUGAUAUACAAGUACGGCAAAUGGAUGAGGCAACGGUUCCCCAUUGAGCUGUGAGUAAAUGCUGGUUUAAUUGUGCGAUUUGAGCGCCAUUGGAGUUUUAGUUAUUAGCAUUUGGAAAGUUUAAUUCGGAUCUAUCAGGUAUUUCGUAUAAUAAACGAGAUGAAGAG
Trichoderma harzianum CBS 226.95 is the source of this 1911-nucleotide messenger RNA. RefSeq lists its product as hypothetical. The transcript is spliced from 2 exons. NCBI's taxonomy places the organism in Eukaryota, Fungi, Ascomycota, Sordariomycetes, Hypocreales, Hypocreaceae. The record is from RefSeq and is a predicted model, not a curated record. The coding region runs from base 143 to 1798 and encodes 551 amino acids. Gene Ontology annotation, biological process: transmembrane transport. Gene Ontology annotation, molecular function: transmembrane transporter activity.